AAAGAAUUAAGUAAUGACGUCAUUAACAAUAACAACAUUGAAAGAUAUGCUAAAUUAGUUUCGCAAUACAAAGACAAAAACAAUGUCGAUAGUGCAAGUUUCCUUGUCUUUCUGCUUACUUGUGUUCUAUUUCUUCACAACGGUUUUAGCAGAAAUUUGCGAUGAUGGAACAAAGUGUUCUCAAGCCUACUAUUGCUGCCGUGCUGGGUGUUGCUUUGGUAGCCGUGAUUCUAUUGACGACGUCAAUGACAGAAGAUACGCAUAUGGUUACAGACUGUCUAUUUGGAACAUGUGGUACUUUUGGUUUGUAGUCCUAUUCCUGAUGAUGAUGUGUUUUGGGGGAUGUGGCUACUACAAACAGAGGCAGAGACUCACAGCCCGUGGCCUGCAAGGUCAAGGCAGGCCGAGCUUCAUCUCGAUAUUCCAGGCAACACGCAGGCAGCGCAGGAACAUGGGUCAUGCCCCAACUCCCCAGUCAGACCUGAUGAUGGUGUAUCCAGAUCCAGUCAUGUCAAAUAGCUUUGCACCUCCACCCUAUAAUGAGGUUGUCAGUCACCCAAGCAUGUUUCCACCAAGUACCAAGACUUCCUAUCCCAGCAACGCACACAAUUACCUGCAAGGUCCUACAUCUUUUAGUGAAUCUUCUGUGCAGAUGCCUCAGCCACCUCCUUACAAUGAAGUAGCCAAUGAGGGAGUAUCACUGGCUGUGUCAGCCAACCAGAACCUGCCUAAUAAUAGUCCAGCCAAUCGAAAUGCUUCUCAGUGAAUUCGCACUAUUUUUCUGGUUUUAAGUGCAAUUUGGGGUUUAUAACUUAUCUUGUAUAACUUAAGCAAUAUUGGCACAUUUAUUUAUCCAUAUCAUAUAAUACUGCUUACACACUAUGCAUGCAUUCAAUCAAAUAUAUGAUGAAAACUUUAAAUCUUACUUCAUAUUAUAAAAAUGACAUUUUAUGUUCUGACAAAUUUUUAAAAUGGUGUGUGUAUAUAAUAACACAUAUUAAUGUCAACGGCUAUGAUCUUUAUAGCUAAGCUUGACAGUCAGGAUGUUGUUAUGCGUAUAUGUAAACAAUGUGUUUUUCUAUUUGUUGUCAUUGUAAACAAACGGACAGGGUGUAUAGUUACUUCAUUGCCUCAGCAUAACCAGAAUGGUUUAUAUGCAGUGAAACUUAGGUUCACACAGAUUGAUAGAUAUACUCUAGUGAUGGAAUUAUUAUAAUCAGGUGAAAAAAAUUGAUGUAUAUAAAAUUAUACCUAUACUACAUUUAUAAAAACACAGUACUUGGUUUUUUUUAGCUCACCUGAGCAAAACGUGCUCAUGGUGAGCUUUCUCACCUGAGAACAACGUGCUCAUGGAGAGCUUUUGUGAUCCCCUUAGUCUGUUGUGCGUCGUCUGUCGUCAACAUUUUGGCUUGUGAACACUCUAGAGGCCACAUUUAUUGUCUGAUCUUCAUGAAAUUUGGUCAGAACAUUUGUCCCAUUGAUACCUCGACUGAUUUCGAGAGUGGGUCAUUCUGGGUCAAAAAUUAGGUCACUAGGUCAAAAAAAAGAAAAACCUUGUGAACACUGUAGAAGUCACAUUUGAUGCCCAAUCUUUAUGUUACUUUGUCAAAAUGUUUGUCUAAAUGAUAUGUUGGUUGAGUUCAAAAAUGGUUCCGGUCCGUUGAAAAACAUAGCCGCCAGGGGGCGGGGCAGUAUUCCUUAUAUGGCUAUAGAGAAACCUUGUGAACACUCUAGAAGUCACAAUUUUUGCCCAAUCAUCAUGAAACUUGGCCAAAACAUUGGUUUCAUUGAUAUCUCAGACGGGUUCGAAAAUGGUCGAGAUCGGUGAAAAACAUGGCCACCAGGGGGCGGGAAGUUUUCCUUAUAUGGCUAUAGUAAAACCUUGUUAACACUCUACGAGGCCACAUUAAUUGUCCAAUCUUCAUGAAAUUUGGUCAGAAGAUUGGUCUGUAUGAUAUCUUGGAUGAGUUCAAAAAUGGUUACAUUUGCUUGAAAAACAUGGCUGCCAAGGGGCGGGGCAUUUUUCCUUAUAUGGCUAUAUAUGCCUAUAGUAAAACCUACCAAACCUUUCGAACUUGGAUGAGUUCGAAAAUGGUUACGUUUGCUUGAAAAACAUGGAUGCCAAGGGGCGGGGCAUUUUUCCUUAUAUGGCUAUAGUAAAAUCUUGUUAACACUCUAGAGGCCACAUUUAUUGUCCGAUCUUCAUGAAACUUGGUCAGAAGAUUCAUCCCAAUAAUAUCUUGGACAAGUUAAAUAAUUAUUCCGGUUGGUUAAAAAACAUUGCCGCCAGGGGGCGUGGCAUUUUUCUUUAUAUGGCUAUAGUAAAACCUUGUUAACACUCUAGCGGCCACAUUUAUUUUUCGAUCUUCAUGAAACUUGGUCAGAAGAUUUGUCCUAAUGAUGUCUUGGAUGAGUUCCAAAAUGGUUUCGAUUGCAUAAAAAACAUGGCCACCAGGGGGCGAGGCAUUUUUGCUAAUAUGGCUAUAUACACAUUUAUCAUGUUUUGUAAAACCAUGUUAACACCCUAGAGGCCACAUUUAUUGUCCGAUCAUCAUGAAACUUGGUCAGAUGAUUUGUCCCAAUGAUAUCUUGGAUGAGUUCGAAAAUGGUUCUGGUUGGUGGAAAAACAUGGCCGCCAAGGGGCCUGGCAUUUUUCCUUAUAUAGCUAUAGUUAAACCUUGUUAACACUCUAGAAGCCGUAUUUUUUGUACGAUCAUCAUGAAACUUUGUCAGAAGAUUUUUCCCAAUGAUAUUUUGGAAAAGUUCGAGAAGUUCCAGUUGCUUUAAAAACAUGGCCACCAAUGGGCGGGGCAUUUCUUAUAUGGACUAAUGAAUCUUCAUGAAACUUUGUCAGUAUAUUUGUUUAAAUGAUAUCUUGGAUGUGUAUGAAAAUGGUUCUGGUCUGUUGAAAAACGUGGCCGCCAGGGUGUUCACUAGGCAUGAAAGUUGGUAAGAACAUUUUGUUCUAAUGACAUCUUGGGCUGCACAGAACAGGUCAGUUCCUUUGAAUCUCAGGUGAGCGACUUUGGGCCUUUCAGGCCCUCUUGUUACUAUUUUGUUGACAUUUUUUCUCUGAAAAGUGCAAUAUAUCUGCUCAUUAGUUAGUUUAACUGACUGUAUGAAUGGUAGUGUUUUUGGAUUAGAAAAUAUUUCAUAGUAAAAGCGUACACAAUUUGCUUUAAGUUGAUUUUCUUAUUGAUUUAUUCUGAUAACACAUUCUUAUCAGUCUUUUAACAUGUUUCAAUAUUGAGAAAUUUCUCACAGCACAGGGUAAAAAUCAUUAUUUCCCAGGAUAUGAGAACACGAAUGUGCUCAAGUCAUCUAAGCUUCAGUCUAAGGUAAUUUGUUAUCAGUGUUUAUGUAAUCAAUGUUCAAUGCUAACGUUACCAGUAGCAAAAAUAGCUGAUGUUAAUUAGUUUUAAAUAAAAAAGAUUUAAGAAACUUUGGGUAAACCAUUUCUUGGGACAAAACUUGUUCAUGAAUUAACACUUUUAAUGUCAUUUUUAGCUCCUCUAUUUUUUGAAGAAAAAAAAGCUAUUGUCAUCACCUGGUCGUCUGCCUUGGUGUGGGCGUCCGGUUAAGUUUUGUGUUUAGGUCCACUUUUCUCAUAAAGUAUCAAAGCUAAUGCAUUCAAACAUGGCACACUUACUUACUAUCAUGAGGGGACUGGGCAGGCAAAGUUAGAUAACUCUGGCUGGCAUUUUGACAUAUAAUGUGCCCUUUUUUUGUUCCCCACUAUAGUAGUGGGGGACAUAUUGUUUUUGCCCUGUCUGUUGGUUGGUCUGUUGGUUGGUUGGUUUGCGCCAACUUUAACAUUUUGCAAUAACUUUUGCUAUAUUGGAUAUAGCAACUUAAAAUUUGGCAUGCAUGUGUAUCUCAUGGAGCUGCACAUUUUGAGUGGUGAAAGGUCAAGGUCAAGGUCAUCCUUCAAGGUCAGAGGUCAAAUAUAUGUGGCCAAAAUCGCUCAUUUUAUUAAUACUUUUGCAAUAUUGAAGAUAGCAACUUGAUAUUUGGCAUGCAUGUGUAUCUCAUGGAGCUGCACAUUUUGAGUGGUGAAAGGUCAAGGUCAUCCUUCAAGGUCAGAGGUCAAAUAUAUGUGGCCCGAAUCGCUUAUUUUAUGAAUACUUUUGCAAUCUUGAAGAUAGCAACUUGAUAUUGGGCAUGCAUGUGUAUCUCAUGGAGCUGCACAUUUUGAGUGGUAAAAGGUCAAGGUCAUCCUUCAAGGUCAGAGGUCAAAUAUAUGUGGCCCAAAUCGCUUAUUUUAUGAAUACUUUUGCAAUAUUGAAGAUAGCAACUUGAUAUUUGGCAAGCAUGUGUAUCUCAUGGAGCUGCACAUUUUGAGUAGUGAAAGGUCAAGGUCGAGGUCAUCCUUCAAGGUCAAAUAUAUGGGUCAAAAUUGCUCAUGUAAUGUCACUUCUGCAAUAUUGAAGCUAGCAAUUUUAUAUUUGAAAUGCAUGUGUAUCUCAUGGAGCUGCACAUUUUGAGUGGUGAAGGGUCACGGUCAAGGUCAUCCUUUAAGGUCAAACAUCAUAUAGGGGGACAUUGUGUUUCACAAACGCAUCUUGUUAUACUUAGAAAAUAACAAAUUUGGUUAAGUUUUGUGUUUAGGUCCACCUUAUUUCUCAAGUAUUCAAAGCUAUUGCUUUCAUACUUGCAACACUUACUAACUAUCAUAAGGGGACUGUGCAGGCAAAGUUAUGUAACUCUGAUUGGCAUUUUGACAGAAUUAUGGCCCCUUUUAUACAUAGGAAAAUUGAAAAUUUGGUUAAGUUUUGUGUUUAGGCCCACUUUAUUCCUAAAGUAUCAAAGCUAUUGCUUUCAUACUUGCAACACUUACUAUCAUAAGGGGACUGUGCAGGCAAAUUAAUGUAACUCUGACUGGCAUUUUGACAGAAUUAUGGCCCCUUUUAUACUUACAAAAUUUAAAAUUCGGUUAAGUUUUGUGUUUAGGUCAACUUUAUUCCUAAAGUAUCAAAGCUAUUGCUUUCAUACUUGCAACACUUGCUAUCAUAAGGGGACUAGACAGACAAAGUUAUGUAACUCUGACUGGCAUUUUGACAGAAUUAUGGCCCUUUAUCAACUUCGUAACUUUGAAUAUUUGGUUAAAUUUUGUGUUAAUAUCCACUUUUCAUCUGAAGUAUCAAGGCUUAUGCUUUCAAACUUCAAAUACUUUCUUACUAUUAUGAGGGUACUGUACCUGGCAAGUUGAAUUUGAUCCUGACCUUUGAAUAACCUUUACUCAAGGUCAACGUAUUAAAUUUUGCUAAAAUUGCCAUAACUUCUUUAUUUAUGAUCAGAUUUGAUUAAAACUUGACAAAACAACACUUACCUGACAUACCACAAUAGCCUCCACCCAAACCAUCCCCCACGCCAAACCAGAGAAUCCCCCCUCCCCCAAAACAGUUGUUUUUCCCCAUUUUUUUCUUAUUUUUGAAAGAUCAUCUUAUAAAUUACCAUACCCACACCCCACACAAUACCCUCCUCUGCCCCCCCCCCCCCCCCAUUUUUGGAAACAUGGUUAAAAAAACACAAACAUUUAUUUUUAUUAUUUUAUUUUUGAAAGACUGUUCAACCAUCCCACACAAGAAUCCCCCCACCCCCUCCAACCCCCACACUAUACACCCCUUUCAACCUCUCCCCCUUUUUGAUUCAAAGGUCAAAUAUAUGGCUUUAAAGCGACGCAGUAGGGGUAUUGUGUUUCACAAACACAGCUCUUACUUGUAUCUAAAUUUUCUGACACGAAUUUUGUUUAUUUUUAAGUGUCUGAAAACUUAGAGUCAUUACGGUAUCUUAUAUUCUUAAAAUAGUUUAUUUAUUAAAAAGUGAGAUUUGAGUUGUUGUUAAAGCUUUGCUGAUGCUUUGAUGGGGACAGUUAAUUUUUGUUGUAUUUUUAUUUAUUUUUUGAGUUAAAAAUAUGAAAAUCAUGAUUGUAUUACCUUGUAACACUAAUUCAUACACAUAUACAUACAUGUAUUUGUCUUGCUGUGUGCUUGUUGUAAUGUUAUUGUCAAACAGUAUCUACACUUGCUAUGUACCACAACACAUUCAAAGCCCUUAUUGUUAUUUAAAAUUUGCAAUUAGGUCUGACUUCUUACUAGUGUUCAUGUAUAUGCUUGAGAAAUCUAUAAUUCAAACCUUGUAAAAACUUGCUCAUUUGCAACAUCUCUUCAAAUUUUAACUGUCAACAAUUUAUGUUUUAUUUUCAAAACCUAUAUGCAUACUAUUUUACGUGCAACAUCAUUGAGGGGUCCUCUACAUCAUUUUUUUAAUCAAGCCCCUGGGGUAAAAAUUUAUGGUCCUAAACCAAGUUUAUUUAAAUGAUGCACAAUUGAGCCCAAGUACUCAUAAUUGGCAAUGCUUUUAGGAUACUGGUUUUACAUAUGUUGUAAUAACUUCAAAAAAAAUCUCUUGAACCUGAAGGUUUUGUUCAAAAACAUAUUGCAUUAUCAAAUACUGUUUCUGUGUGAUCAUGCUUUCAUAACCAAGAAAACAAUCCAAACUUUUCUCGAAAUCCUUUUUCAAAAAGGUCAUUCUACAAUUUCUGGUCCUAUUAUAUUUUAUUUUUAACUUAUUUAUUUUGUAUUAAAAUUAUUUUAGAUAUUGCUGUUGUACUUUUGUUUAAUGAUUUAUAAUUGUGUAUGCUAUUUUUUCUCACCCUUUGUUGUCGUUUCUCUUGGAAGCAAAUAAAGUGUUAUUCAAGCUC
Messenger RNA from Dreissena polymorpha, 6703 nucleotides. RefSeq names its product vesicular, overexpressed in cancer, prosurvival protein 1-like. Lineage: Eukaryota; Metazoa; Mollusca; Bivalvia; Myida; Dreissenidae. Gene Ontology annotation, cellular component: cytoplasmic vesicle membrane. The transcript has 6 exons. The record is from RefSeq and is a predicted model, not a curated record. The coding region runs from base 83 to 766 and encodes 227 amino acids.